AUGAGCUCCGACAAAGUACAUGUGCAAGACGGCCGACCAGAUCUCAAGGCAUGGCUCCGCGACCCCUCUCUGCUACGCGACAGAUGCUUCGUCAACGGCAAGUGGACUGAGUCCAACUCGGCCGAAACCUUCACUAUCGUCGAUCCCGGUAGCAAUCUACCCUUUGCCACAUGUCCGGCAUCUGAUGCUUACGAUGUCGAUACCUGUGUGCAGUCGUCGCAUGCCGCCUUCGAGAUCUACCGGGAGGUCAACCCCAGAGCACGGGCGAAGCUGCUUCUCGCGUGGCAUCAGCUGAUUGAAGAGAACAAGCAUGACAUAGCGAAGAUUGUCGUUUGCGAGUCUGGCAAACCCCUCGCUGAAGCUAUUGGAGAGGUCGAGUAUGGACUUGGUUUCACCUGGUGGUUUGCAGGGGAAGCAGAAAGAAUUCGAGGCUCUGUAGCGCAACCGUCCUUCUCCGAUCGUCGUGUUGUGGUCAUCAAGCAGCCCAUCGGCGUCGCAGUUGCACUCGUUCCAUGGAACUUUCCCGUAGCCAUGAUCAUGCGCAAAGCUGCUGCUGCGCUUGCUGCUGGAUGCACCAUGAUCAUCAAGCCUUCUCCAGAAACGCCCCUCAGCGUCCUUGCGCUUGUCGAGCUAGCUCAUCGAGCUGGCUUUGCGGACGGAGUCUUGAAUGUCUUGACAACCGACAUGCAGCGUACCCCUGAGGUCAGCGAGGCCCUGUGCAAGCACGACCUGGUGCGCAAGGUGACCUUCACUGGCAGCACCGCUAUCGGAAGUCUGAUAGCGCGGCACUGCAGCUACGGGCUGAAGAAGCUGACCCUGGAACUUGGUGGCAACUGCCCCUUCCUUGUGUUCGACGACGCUGAUUUGGAUUCCGCUCUUAGUGCCCUGAUGAUCUUGAAGUGGAGGACCGCUGGUCAGGCAUGCACUCAUGCAAAUCGCAUCUACGUACAGAAGGGUGUAUUCGACAAAUUUGAGGGCAUGAUCCUUGAUGCCGUGUCCAGAAUUCGCGUCGGCCACGGUUCUGAACCAGGGAGCACCAUGGGCCCCCUGACAACACCACGGGGCAUCGAGAAGCUGGAGAAGCUGAUCGAAGAUGCUCGUAGUAAGGGCGCCAUUGUGAAGACUGGCGGCCAGCGACCUCCUCAUCUUCCUACGGGUAACUUCUUUGAGCCCACAGUUAUAUCUGAGAUGACCUCAGAUAUGCUGGCCUACAGGGAGGAAAUCUUCGGUCCGCUACUUUGCUUAUAUCGUUUUGAAACCGAAGGCGAGGCUAUCAAGCAUGCCAAUGACACUUCGAUGGGCUUGGCUUCUUACUUCUUCACAAGAGACGUUAACAGGACUUGGCGUCUACUGGAAAAGUUGGAGACCGGCAUGAUUGGCGUAGGAAACUCCUCAUGUGCAGAAUCGCCUUUUGGUGGUAUCAAAUCAUCUGGAUAUGGGAAAGAAGCGGGCAAAGAUGUUGCUAUCGAGGAAUACUUGAUUACUAAGACAGGAACGCUCACGCUAGAACAGAGUCGCCUCUAG
Pyrenophora tritici-repentis Pt-1C-BFP is the source of this 1524-nucleotide messenger RNA. The record is from RefSeq and is a predicted model, not a curated record. Lineage: Eukaryota; Fungi; Ascomycota; Dothideomycetes; Pleosporales; Pleosporaceae.